UGUCCACGAUCCUGAUUAGAGAGUGACUGCAGAGCUGACAGGAUAGAAGAGGACAGACAACCAUCGGAGGUGAGACAUCUCGAGGCAAACAUGGCAGGGUUCCCCCAUCAACAGGUGCUGCUGCUAAUGCUCCUGACACUGGCCAUGUUGUUGAUGAGCAGUGAAUCAGCUCAAUCAAAAAAGAGGAAGAAGAGAGAAUGGAUCAUCCCUCCAUCCAAACUGAAGGAAAACACAGACUAUACAGACAAGGAGUACAUUGCAAAGAUCCGCUCUGAUAAGGACAAAGAUUCAAAGGUGGAGUACUUCCUGACUGGAGCCGGCGCAGACAGACCUCCAUUUAACUUGUUUGUGGUGGACCAUGAGACCGGCUUUGUGCGGAUCACUGCUAAGUUGGACCGGGAAAAGUUCCCCUCCUACAACCUGACAGGGAUGGCUAAGUUUGUGAAUGGCAGCAUUGCCGAGGAUGACAUACCACUCACAGUCACGGUCCUGGAUGAAAACGACAACCAUCCGUAUUUUGAGCUACACACGGGAAACAUCUCAGAAGCUAGUGAAAAGGGGACAUUGGUUAUGAAAGUUCAGGGUAAAGAUGAUGAUGAGCCGGGGACCAUAAACUCCGAACUGCACUACUCCAUUAUCAGCCAGAAGCCAGAAGGGGAGCUCAUGUUCACCAUCGAUGAGAAGACUGGGGAACUGAGAGUCAAAGAGCCCACACUGGAUAGAGAGACCUAUGAAUUUUACAAGCUGGUGAUCCAGGUCAGGGACAUGGGAGGGGGUCCAGAUGGACUCACAGGCACUGGCACAGUGGAGAUCAAGAUCCUAGACAUCAAUGACAACGUCCCCACUCUGGAGAAGUCUGGGUAUACCGGGUCGGUGGAUGAGAACGUCCAGGAUGUGGAGGUGAUGAGGAUUAAAGCCAAAGACCUGGACCUGGAGCACACUGACAACUGGCUUGCAGUCUUCCACAUUGUCAAGGGUAAUGAGGACAAACUCUUCUCCAUAGAAACUGACAAGGAGACCAAUGAAGGCAUCCUCAAACUCAUCAAGCCUGUGGAUUUUGAAGAAGUCCAGAAUCUGGAUUUGGAUCUGCUGAUUGAGAAUGUGGCUCCGUUUGUAGUAGGAAGUGCUGUCCUGAUGGAUGUGGAUGUGAAGGUCGGAGAGGGCGGUGGGGCCGGCGUGGGUGCAGGACUUGGAGCGGACCUGGGUCUAGACAUGGGUGUCGGAAUGGACUUAGGGUUAGACAUGGGACUACAUGCUGGAGUAGAUGCCGGGUUAGAUGCUGACUUGGGCGCCGACUUGGAAGCCGACCUGGAUGCGGACUUGGAUGCUGAGCUUGACCCCGAUCUGGGUGUAGAUCUGGGGUUAGAUGUUGGACCUCACCCGGAGCUUGGGGUUGUUCUUCAUCCUGGAGGAAAACCAGGACCAGGAGGAGGACCAGCAGCAGGGCCAGCAGGCGGAGCAGCUGGACCAGGCCUCGGAGCAGGUGUUGGUGUCGGACUGCAUCCUGAAGGUCAUUUGGGACCUUUAGGACCUGGCAAGAAACCAAGGCCAAAGAAAAAAAGACCUAAGAAGAAACCAAGCUAUCCCAUCCACAUUUCAGUAAACAAUAUGCCAGAGGGACCAGAGUUUGUGCCGGAGACCAAAGAUGUGCCAGUUUCAGAGGAUCCUGAUAAAAGCAUAGACGAUGUUAUCACAACAUACGCUGCCAUUGAUCCUGACACUGGAGAGAUUGCAGAAGAUGUCAAUUACGCCAAAGCUUUUGAUCCAGACAACUGGAUUACUAUAGACGAAGAUACAGCAGAGAUACGACUAAACAAAGUUCCGGACCGAGAGUCGCCAUUCGUGAUCAACGGCACAUACAUUGCCAAGAUCCUGGCCAUCACAAAAGACAUGCCUUCAAAGACUGCAACAGGAACUAUAGCAAUUAAAGUAACAGAUUCCAAUGAUCAUUGUCCCAAACUCGACACAGUGUCCGAGUCCAUUUGCGCUGACGCAAAGACUGUCUAUGUUUCUGCAACUGAUGGUGACGUGGACCCCAAUGGACCUCCCUUCACCUUCCAAAUUGUCACUGAAAACACACGCGGCCUGUGGGAGGUGGAAAUCUUAUCUGAUACCACGGCAGCCAUCCACUCUCAGGAGACGCUUUGGCGCGGUGCAUAUGGGAUCGAGGUGGCUGUUUAUGAUGCUAAGGGCAAGGCUUGUCCUACUCCAGAGGUCUUCACUGUGGAUGUGUGUGACUGCGAGGGCACAGACUAUGCUGACUGUUCCGUCAAAGCAGCCACAAGCGACAACCGCUCUAUGGAGUUUGCUGGUCCUGCCAUUUCCCUCAUGAUCGUUGCUGUUUGUAUGCUGCUCUUUGUCCCUUGUCUGCUGGUCUUCUGUCAGUUUGGAGGGCCUCUCUCCGCUGACAGAUUUAGUGAACUGCCAUUCGAUGCAAAGGAGUAUCUCAUUGCCUAUCACACAGAAGGCAAAGGAGAAGAUAAGGAGAUGCCACUUUUCAGCAGUCCAGUAAUGAUGGGCACCCAAGCAAAAGUUGAGGGAGGAACCGCUUUUCUGGGUGGUAUGACCAAUGAAACCAAAGAGGUCAUAACAACAGAGUAUGAAGAGUCCUUUUUGGCAAAUGGUGGCAGCAAAGUUAUGCUGGAAGGAGACAAUAACUACAACACCUACCGAGAGAGAUACUUUCAAGGCCUCAGAGGGAGGACAGUGUAUGAUCAACAGACUGCACUGUUUGAGAACAUAGCCCUCCCUGAUGUUUUCCUGGAAGAGUACUAUACACAGAAAUCUGCCCAGACUGUUGCUGGAAAGGACGCCCUGUUGGUGUAUGAUGAUGAAAGUCAGGCCUCUCCUGCUGGGUCGGUGGGAUGCUGUAGCCUCCUGGAGUCCGACAAUGACCUACAGUUCCUUGAUGAUUUGGGACCAAAGUUCAAAAUCCUUGCGGACAUCUGCUUACCAACACCAUUUCCUCACCCAACCUCGACAUACAAGAUUACAGGUCCUGUCAAGACAGAAAUUACAAAGACAAAUGUUGAACCUGUCGUCAUUCCCAAAGUUGAGAAGAUUACUGAUAAACAUAUAGAUGUGAAAACAGAAAAGGUGAUGUCCUCUACUAAUGUCUCAAAGUCAAGUGUUAGCAAUGUUAGCUCUGCUAGCCCACCAUUGCAACCUCCAAUGACACUUCUACGCUCACAGUUGACAAACAUAACAUCCAACAUCAACCAGAUAUCUAACAUAAGUAGUUUAUCUAACGCUAGCCACCUGGCUACUCUACCUCGUCCUCCAACUAUAGUAGUGCAACAGCCGCAACUUUUCUAUGCCACUAGCCCUAUUCCAAUGCAAAUGCCUGUACAAUACAUAAUGCAGCCACCAGUGCAGAAUACCGUCCUGGUGGCAGAGGGUGGAACUGACCCAAAACUGCCUGGUUAUAUUGUAGUGGGUGGUCCACAGAUCACUGGUCAGACAGGCAGAGUGACGCAGUCAACCACUCAUAUCAUUAAGAGUCCAGGGGUCAGUGGAGGCUUUACAAGUGGUUCUCUUACCUCUGCAAGUCCACUUAGCCCUUCAGCAUUUUUCCCCAGAAGUCCUAACAGUGCAACAACCAGCCCUACAAGCUCGACCAUUUUGCUUCCAGGGAGCCCAGGUUCCCCUGGCAUGGUUGGAAUGGAGGGCUGGAAGAUAGUUGGGCCAAACCCUGAAGGCCACUAUAUGUUGGUCAAGGAUAAAUCUACCCUAAGUGAGACAGGUAGUUGUAGCCUAGGCUCGCCUGAGGGUACUUCACCCAAAGGUGUUGUCCUGAAGAAAGAGGCUGCUCCUCCUCAGGGGGUCCUAGGCCAUGCAGCCCAUUCUGGUGUCAUCGGUGUGAUGUCGGAAGCAACAGUGAAUAAACCAUUGGGGGGGGCUUUGGUGGUGCAGCCACAGCAUGUAGGACUAUCAUCAGUAAGAGUUUUGGGGGUGGGUGUUGAGGUAACUCAGAAUACAGGGAUAAAGAUCUCUCAAAGUAGUGCUCCAUUGGUACAAACACAAGCAGCAAAACCUAAAGAAUCAAAACAAGACAGAGGUGAACAAAGCUUUUCAAAGACAUUAAUAAAAAAGGGCAAAAUGGUUCCCAAGAAGUUACAUAUCAACAAAACACAAACAGAAGUUGUAAAAGAUGACAACAUUCUGAAUACAGUACCUAAACCACAUGUACAUCUUAUGUCACCUGCCCCUCCACUUGAAACUAUUAAAGAAAUAACAGCUGAUCCUCUUAUUGUGCAGUCAAUACAGAUACACGGGCCACAAAUGUUACUUCCAACCACUGAAAAUUCAGAAUUCUCAGAAGAACAAGAAGGAAGCCCAAAUAUAGUUGAUGUAGUUGAACCUGCAAUUGCAACUGAAACUUUAAAUUCUUCAACUACAUUAACUACAUUUGGGCUUCCUUUAUCUAACAAUGUUACUGGCCUAGAAGACACCAUUUCAACUAGUCAAGAUGUUGACAAUUCAAUUGAGUCAGCUACAGACAUUGGACCUCCAAAUGAUGACUCAGCAGAACCUAAAAAUGACCAAAAAUAUGAAGAUUUGGGUGAAGAUAUUUCCAAUCAUGCAAUUUCUGAACUUAUUGAAGACAUGGCCAAAGAAGUGGAAGAACAAACUACUUCACUGAACCAAAAUAUUGAGAUCUCAACUCAAGAAGACAUGAAAGAAGAGCAAAUGCAUCAAGAUGAAGAUAAGGAAGCAAUUGGUGAGGUUCAGGAGAAUGAUGCAGAAGUUGUUUUUGAAGAAAGUCAAAUGAACAAACCUAACCUUGAUAUUACUGCAACUUUGGAGGAAGACACUUCUUCAUUGGGCAAAAAUACUGAUAUCUCAACUAAUCAAGAAGAGGAGGGUGCAGUUGGAACAGUAUCUCCCACAGACAAGGAAGAAAAUAAAUUACUUCAAGAUGAAGAUAAGGAAAAAAUUCAUGAGAUUCAGGAAAAAGAUCCAGAAGUUGUUGAAGAAAGUCAAAUGGACAAUCCUAACCUUGAGGAUGCAAACAUAAAUGACCAGGAGGUAGAAGAACCAGCUGAAAUUGAAGUUGAAGAGCAAAUUCCUUCAAAACCUGAAGAAAUGGAAGGAUAUCUUAUAUCUUUGCACACUGAAAAUCCUUGUCAAGAAAGCAAUGCCAACCAAGAAUUUGAAACCGAAGUUGAACAAAAUACAAAAAUUGUUGCGGAUAAAGAGGGAUCUCUGGGAAAAGAGUUGAAGGAAAGUAUAGAGAGCCUACCAGUGGAAGAUUUAGCUGUAAAAACUGUCCACAAACAACAUGAACCUUCGACAAAUAAAAUGUAUACAAAGGAAAUUCAUGACAACCAAGAUCUUGACGCCUCUGAAAACUUGGCAGAAGGAACUGAAAUUGAAAAAUGUCCAAUAGUUGAUGAAUAUGAACAACCUGAAAGCAUAGAAACAUCAGUAAGCAGAAAGUCAACACUGGAGAAGUUGAUUCCUGAAACCAUGGUGGAGGAAAAUGAAGCUGAUUUAGAGUUUGAUCAGGAGCAUAAUAAGUUGUCAGAGGACAAUAAAAAAGAAGAACCAACUGUCAAGGGUCAAGAUUGCAAUUACGAUGUAAACACUGACCCCAUUACAGAUGCUGAACAGGAGGAUAUGGAUAUCCAACAACCUGAACAAGCUAUGGAAGAUAUGGUGCCUUGUGAAGAGCAAACAAGCCAACAAAAAGAUCAAUACAUAACAACUGAUGAGGAGCAAGAGACAUCCACACAUGAAGAUCUAGAUCACACAAAUGUUGAAGUAGAUAACCACGAUGACCAAAUCACAUCAGCAAGGAGUAUGCCAGUAAAAGAACUUGAUAACGAAAAGGAAGAAGAGAUAUCAGCAGAAAUUCUUCCAGAUGAUUCUAGUGCAGAAGCUACAGAUGAACAGCAAGAAUCUGAGCAAGAUCAAGACCUUACUGAAAGUCAAAUAGAACAGCCAACAAGAGAUACUAUAGAGGAAAGUCAACAACUUGAUUUGGAGAUAAAGGAAGAAAAUAAUUCAGACUUAGGAAAUGAUUUGACCAAAAUCAUUCCAAUUCAAGUGUACAACCAGAUAAAGUAGAUGUUCCUACUGAAGAGACAGAAGACAAUAAAUUUGAUGAGGAAGAACUAAGGGAUGAGGUAGCAAUCUUGGAGGAAGUGGUGCCUUCUAAACAGGAAGAAGUUGACAAUGAUUGCACAGAUGAGAAAAUUGAUUCAUUGUUGGAUCAAGAUCAUGGAACAUCAGAAGAGGAUGAUGAUGAUGAUGAUUCAGAGCCACUGAUGGAGGAUCAAGAUUGCAAUUUGAAAGAUUCAGAAGUUUUAAACCCUGAACACGUUACAGUCAUUGAAGAGAACAAUCAAAAAUAACAGUGAAAUUAAACCAACAUUCAUACAGGAAAAUUUGUCAAAUGAUCAAGAAGCAAAAGAUUCAGAAGCAACUUUUUCAGAGGAGGCUGAAGAUUAAGAAGAUCUCCAAUCACUGUUAAAAAAAAAAAAAAAAAUGAAAUCCAAGCUGCCUCUAGUAAGAAAAUUUCAAGACAAAACUGAUUGGGACAUUCCAGUGCUUGUUAACAUAGAUGAUAUACAUAUUGUUAAGACCAUUGGGAAGAUGUCAAAUAAAGAAGGAUGUCAGUUUUUUUGCAUAAUGUCUGAAGCACUUGUAAAGCCUUUAAUCUGUUCAACAUAUGGAUUAGACAUAAGGGCUAUUUAUAUAAUCCAAAACUUGAUUGUUUAAGAGCAUUUCACAUGCGGACUAGAAAGAUGUUUAAGAUUAUAUGGGUAAAGCUACCAACAUGGAAAUCAGAAAGACAAAUUGUCUAGAAUGCAGGAAAACAGAUAUUUUGAAAGUCAGAGGUGCAGAUGUAAAUGAAAAGUAUUUUUACCACGUUGCUUGUCACAAUGUACUUCAGAGAGGGAAGAUAGCAGCAAAGAAGGGUAAAAUAAUUAAUGUGGAAAGAAACCAUCAUGAAAUUGACAGGAAUGAGUUAGAGAAGACAAAUAUUAACGAGAUUUAAAAAAAAGAGAGAAAGAAAGAAAGAAACAAGACAGCUGGCAAGUUGUACCAUUCAGCUCUUCACAGGACAGAACACAAUAUGAAAUUACAAUUCGAUAAAUUUUACUCAGUUAUUUUUGUGUGACAUUAAGGGUUUCUUUAAGUUAUUUCAGCAAGCACCGGUCUUAGACAGAGUAUGUGUUUAUCAAAUAAAACAGCUCAACUUUUGGAGACACUCUGACAUGUUUUGUUUUUUGUUUUGUUUUUUCUUUUGGGGAUAACUUCUUACCCAAUUCCAUCCAGUGUACUCGACACUGUCUUUGUAGUGCAAUGGCUCAACAUUUCAUUACCUAGUAUAUAGUUGUUUAGCUAAAACAGAAAACUUGGAAUGAAACUAAACUUUGCUAACUUGACAAAUUAUCUUGUAAUAGCAUGUCAUUUUAGGUUACCUUGUCUCAAACAACCAGAUCGCACUGUCCAACUUUACUGGUUUCCGCAAAUAGCAAGUUAAAAGUUAAAAGACAAGGUACAGAAUCGCUAACUACAAGCUAACCAUCUACAUUCCAGAAUCUAGAGAGUGAAAUAUAUGUAAAUUAUCUUCAACCAAAACAUUUAAGAGCUGUUGAGUCACAUUCCUCUGGUUAAUGAUCAUCAUCACCUGAUCAUAAAAUCAGGUUUGGCCAAUCAUAGCAACACAGCUAUCAUAAACUAAUAAUUGUCUUAAGGAUUAUGUAUCAAUGACAAAAAUAAGCACCAUGUAAAAUAUGAGAUUACAAAUGGUCUAAAUAAACUGAUAACAAUAGAUUGUUGUCAAAUCUUGCCAUUUCAAGAUAAAAUAUGGACUAAAAAUGAAUUAAUGUUUUUAAAGGUGAACUUUUCUGGUGGGGGUUGCCACCUAUUAGUCUCCAUAGAGAUGUUGAUUGCUCUGAAGCAGGCCAAAUUACUUGUCAGAUCAGUGGAGAGACAACCCACUCAUAAUGCCAGGUUUUAGAGGUAUUUUGAGCAAUAGAAAUAUGGAUAAGGAAACAUGCUAGCUGGAUCACUUUAAGGCCAUACUAUACUAUUCAAUGCCAUCCAAGAAAAGCACCCCCCCCCCCCCUCCCUUCCCACCACUAUAGUUCCCCCAGUAUACAUAAACUACUGGAAUUCUACUGGCAGUGCUAGAGUUCAAUAUUUUUUACUUAUGUCUUUUCACAGUUGCCUUGCAAGUUUCAUGUUUGUAGUAAUAAGAACUUACUGUUCUCUACCACUUGUAUGUUUAAUGCACAUACUGCAUAGGGGCUGUGUGUAUAGCUUAACAGUACACUAUAUAUCUUCGUGUUUUCAAUAGUUCAAGCAAAGCAUUAAAAGAACAGCGGCUUGGGUUUCUCAUUUUGCAAACUUGACAGGACAUGUUGAUCAGUUUAAAGAUAAGCCUAUAGAUGUAUGAGUGUCUCUGCAAUUUAGCUGCACAGCAGAUCCAAUGUUUCAUACUUUUCUUAAGGGGAGAUUUGGGAGAUUUCCACCCAUACAUGUGACGUUAUUAAGACAAAAUGUAAAUAUUGAAUGUAUUUUAGUGUUUUUAUACAAUGUGUUAAAUUUGAUGCUUUAAACAUGAAUGUAUUGAACUAUAGUUGGUGUUUGGUGAUGCAGUUUUAGGACUUAAAUCUCUUUCAUUAUUUUGUGGUUCAUUGUCAAUGUUUUUUUGUUGAAAUUCAAUGAGCUGGAUAAUGCUUUUAUACGUCAUUUUAAACCAUUCAAAUCCCAGACAGCAUUGCAUGUUUUAAGGUUAAGGCUUGCUAGGCUAACAUUAACCAUAGGUGUUAAAGUCAAUUGUAUAUAACACAGCCCAUCUAUAUAAUCACUGCUGAUCAGUACUUUCUCUUAAUUUUUUGGAAUGUUAAAGUCAGACUGCAGAACAUGUCAUCCCAUAAAUAGACAAGCAUAUAUUUUAUUAAGGAGGUUUACAUUGUUGAAAAAUAUCUUAAUAAACAUGCUACCUUGCUGUAAGUAGGCUUGCCACUGCACAGAUCUGACUUGUAAUUUGGUCGGGCCACAAUAUUAUCUCCGAGGGAUUUAAGGCACUACUAAUAUGUUCUGUGUUCUUCUAUACUUCAUGUUUGUUGCACUAGGAAAGAAGGGGUUCCGCAGUGUGGCUUUAAAUAUAUGUUAAAUGAAAUAACUACAUAAAACACUUAAUUGCAACAGUCAUUUCCCAUGAAUGCAUAUAUCAAAUGCUAAACAAACCUGUCAUUGAACCACUGUGACAAGCCAAAAAAUAACUUCAAAGGAACCAAGGUGUGUCAAGGUGGGACCCGCAUGUAUCUAAUAACUGAAGUGUUUAAUGGGUAUUUAUCAUGUAUUUUCUGUUUAGUAAGAACUGACAGUGACUAAUUGGAUGUUUUUACUGUGAAUAGUAUAGUGAGGUUGUUUGGAUUGCCUUAGUACAAUCACGUAAAGUGGAAUCAAUUUUAUGAGUAAUCAAACAUAUGUAAUUGUUUGGGAAUUUUUUUGUUCAAAAUGUCAAU
Molecule: messenger RNA, 9488 nt
Organism: Periophthalmus magnuspinnatus
Lineage: Eukaryota; Metazoa; Chordata; Actinopteri; Gobiiformes; Gobiidae
Exons: 14
Coding region: 91-6069 (1992 amino acids)
Biological process (GO): homophilic cell-cell adhesion
Cellular component (GO): desmosome; plasma membrane
Molecular function (GO): calcium ion binding
Source: RefSeq, a predicted model, not a curated record